CUUCCCGACACUUAUUAUCGAGAAAAAAUAAUGUACGUUCUAGAUGUAACUGAGGAUAAUUACUGUGCGUGUUCUACUGGGAUAAUUUUAAUGAAGGCGAAUAAUUUUUACGGUGCUUAUUUUAGGGAUGUAUAGUGGUAAUACUUCUUGUGUUUUAAUCAAAUUGGAAAAACUAAAAAUCCUUAAUUAUUUGUUGAAUGUGCAUUUGCCGUAAAUAUGAAAUCUGUGUUGCUACAGUUACUAUUUCUUACUUUACUUUUACACGGAUCAUUCCAAUAUAAUACCUACCCGAGACGGUAUGUCCGAGAUCAUAGUGCUCAUCUGGAGGCCUGUCCUUUACACUGCCGGUGUAUGGACCUAAAUCAAAGGUCUGCUAGAGGAUUAUUUGAUUCCUGGAAUGUAGAUCAGUCGUGGCAAAAUACGGAACCGGACGAGACUGGACGAUCCGUGGUAUGUCAGGGACUAAGAGAGCUUCCCGCACGGAUACCCUCAGAUGCUACAAAGCUCACUGUGUAUGGAGACAGCAGCAGUAUGAGAUCACGUGGUACGCGUCAUACGGACCGCCAUCUUAUCUCCGAAACUCAGAUUCAGUACAUCAACAGAAAUGUAUUUCGGGACAGCGUGGCAGUCAAAGAAAUUAUAAUGUCGGGAAAUAACAUUGCUAUAAUGUUUCCGUCAGCGUUUCACUACCUCCGAAGUCUCCAAAUCUUGUCUUUAACAAACAAUAAUAUACGCCAUCUAUCCGCAGCUGUUUUUAAUGGACUUGGGAAUCUGCAAGAAUUACGAUUGUCUGACAACAUGAUAAAGUUCUUACCCUAUACGGUAUUUACGUACCUUACUGAACUUAAAUCUUUAUAUCUAAAUGGGAACAAAAUAAAAAUGUUACCAAGAGACGUGUUGAAACCACUCGUAAAUCUAGAGGUACUUGAUCUGUCCCGUAACAAUAUAUCAGACUUUUACGAUGCAACGUUUGAUCACAACGUAAACUUACAAGAACUUCUACUAAAUGGAAAUAGACUUUGGAAAAUUAGACCGAGAUGGUUUCAAAACCUUUAUUCACUUCGAAGUCUUUCAUUGAGAGGAAAUGCCAUUAUUCAUGUUCCAGCUAAGUCCUUUGCUAAUUUGUUUAAUCUUGAAGAAUUACUUCUAUCCGCAAAUCACAUUGAAGAUAUAGAAAACGGUGCUUUCAAUAAUUUACGGGAUGUAAAAAGCUUAGAUUUAUCUACAAAUGAUCUUUCUGAAAUCCGCUCGUCCUAUUUGAAUGAUCUCGAUUCUCUUUCUGAGUUAUUUUUAUCCAAUAAUAAAGUGGUACAGAUUAAGAAUGGAACAUUUGAUUUUAUUCGCUAUUUGAAAAAGUUAGAUUUAUCCCGGAAUGAUAUAAGCAUCAUUGAAACAGGAUCAUUCUCAUCAAUGAGACAACUUCAAAUCUUAGAUUUAUCGUAUAAUAAAAUGUUGAAAUUUAAAAAGGGAAUCGCAUACGGAAUUGAGAAUCUGGAGGAAAUACAUCUGGAUAAUAACUUCAUAAGCGGGAUAGAUGAUGGCGCAUUUAUGACUUCUAAUGUGGAAAGAUUGUCCAAAAUGAAACUUUUGAAUCUGGAACAAAAUAAUAUAAAAAAGAUAGAUGCUAAAACAUUAAAAGGUAUGCCUAGACUGAACACUCUGAGGCUUGGAAACAAUAACAUAAGGAAAAUUCAUCCUCAAGCCAUGGCAACGUUUAUAUACCUCGAAACGUUAACAUUGAACAAUAAUAAGUUAAGAGAUCUUAACAAUGGUAUGUUUUCAAAUCUACAAAAUGUCUACUCGAUAGAUAUAUCUAACAAUAAAAUAAGAUCUAUCAGUGAAAAUACAUUUCUUGGGUUGGAUAAAUUAGAAGAUCUUCUAAUGGCAGGAAACAAGGUUAACUCUAUAAAUAAACUUGCAUUUCGAGCACUCCCUAGUUUGAGUUCGCUGGAUUUAAAAGAAAAUAAACUAGUUAGUUUUAAUUUCUCAUUUGUAACAAAUAUGGCACAGUUAACAGUAAUGGAUCUGAGUAAAAAUCAUUUGUUUUGGAUUGAUAUACCACCAGGAGCGUAUCUACGACUUAAAGACUUGCUAUUGUCUAACAACAACUUACAGACCUUAAGUUCCAACAUCAAACACAUAAUGGGUCGUUCUUCUAUCCUAUCUUUGGACAAUAACCCAUGGGAUUGUGACUGUCAACUGAAAUGGGUAGUACAGCCAUUAAAGAAUGUCAGAUUAGAUACGUCAAAUGAUGCUAUGUGUAAAUCACCUCCUAAACUUCAUGGUACAAAGUUCUCGGAACUAGCCGAUGAAGAUAUGACUUGUAGCCAGAAAGUUAACGCCAGUCAUGACGUCACUCUGAUGUGUAAAGAUGGCGUGUUCAGUAAAAGACCGAUAGCUAGACGACGGUCAGUUGGGAAGGAAAUGAUGAAGAAACAUGUGACAGUCUUUAGAAACCGUGGCGAUUACGUUGUAGAUGGCGCUAUGUUGACCCCAGAUUGGGCAUUAGUACCUGCAGGUGCCCUUAGGUAUCUCACAGAUGCAGAUAUACACGUUAAAAUAGGACGUGGUAAAACGUCAUAUAAAAUAUCACACAUAGUGCAACACCCUUUACUGUCUCUCGGUAUGCAGCAGUUUAACAUUGCUCUUCUACGUCUUGUGAAAAAGAAAUCGUCUCCUGUAAUGGAACACCAGUGUAUUAUCGCUGAAAAACAAUUCAAAUCGCUUUCACAAGUUUUACCUGUCUUCUAUGUUUCAAUUCGACUGGAUGGGAAGAAACCGAAAACCAAAUUAAAAAUAAGAAAGGGUAAAGUGAAUCACAGAUGUGCUAACGACAAAGAUUAUAUCUGUGGUGUAUUAAAGGGGAAUAAAAACGAUGCUAUAACAUCAGUGGACGGAUCUCCACUCUAUAUAGGUCACUCUACUAACCUCCGACUCGCUGGCAUCGGGACACAUUCAUGGAGUAACCAAAAAAGUCAAUAUAUAUUCAUUCCUCUUUGGACUAUUUCGGACUGGGCUGAUGAUAUCAUGAUAGAAUUUAACGAAAAAUGUACAAAACAAAAAAGUGGGAAACUCAGCUGUGACGAACUAACAUUACCAUCCACAGACGAUCUUUUCAUGAAAAUACGUAAAACGGAACAGCACUGAACCCAAACUUCAUUAUUGAAUGCAAAUCUUUAAAAAUACUUGAUUAUAUCGGUAAGAAGGUUGUGAUUUAAAAUACAGUGAGGGAAAUAAUUCAAAUAUCCAGGAAAGGCAACUAGAUUAGCUGUCAUAAAAUGUUAAUGUUAGUAUCCACUCAAGUUCUUCAAUGAUAGCAAUCUCCACCCCAGCUUUCCCGUCGUGAUAGCAAUGAAUACACAUGAAUCUGUUAUAAUUGAGAUAAUGUUUGUCCUACUGUUGGUGCCAAAUUUGUAUAAGCAAAAUAUUGACAUUACUCAAAUAUGCUGAAGAUCUCGCCCGAAAAAAUACUUUCGAAAACAAUUUUUUUUUAAUUCUGCUCUUUGCCUUACAUGCAUACAAAAGGUAUUUGUACAUGUAUUAUAUAAUUAACGAUAUGCUUACCAAAACGGUGUGCACGUAUUACAUAUAAGUUUAUGGACACUAGUUUUUGAAAGAAUACUUAACAGCACAAAUAACAUAUAUAUAUAUGAGGCAUUUUGUGUAUUUAUGUUUGAUACAGUAAAGUUACUAGUCCUAUCUUGAUUAGACUAGCUAACAAUUUGGUGAGGACAAAAUAGAAACAGUAGAAGAGAGAGCAGUAAAACCGACGGCAUUGUAGGAGAAUACUACACAAGAUGUGAUAUGAGUGCCAAUGAGACAACUCUCCAUCCAUAUAAAGAUUUAUAAAAGUAAACCAUUAUAAGUCAAGAUACGGCCUUCAACACGGAGCCUUGGCUCGCAUCGAACAACAAGCUAUAAAGGGCCCCAAGUUACAAGACUAUUAGUUCCUUGGUAAUGUUUUAGUUAUUGAAUGAUAUUCUUGUAUAUACACACAAUGAAUAUCCUAUUGUUGUUGCUGUUUGCAUACCUACUGUUAAAUGAUUUAUGUUACUGUUUUAGAAAAAGAUUACCAUUAAAAAACCGCUACAUAAACAUGUAUGGAUAUAGGUAUUAUGUUGACGUAAUUUUAGUAUUGGAAUGUCAGAAAAGUCUACAGACAAAAAAGUAAUGUAGGCAAUUAACAUGUUGUGAAGUUGUUUGUCUGUCUUGUUUAAAGUAUAAAUAAUUCCCAUAAUCGUUCAAAUAUUAAAGCGGAAGUGUAUAAUGAUCUUUCUAGUCGCAGAUUUCGUUCGUCCUCUUGAAACAGUAUGUAACUUUUUAAGAAAUCAUCAGUUCCCAAUGGAUUCAAGUUGAUAUUUGCAUGCAAACAGAUAAUAUGGCAGGAGAGCAGAAAUUAUAUGUGGUUUGUAAAGUUAUCUGGAUUAAAGUUUACUUCUAGUUUCCCCUCGGCGUUGUAAACAUGUGUGAACAUUUUCCCACGUACAACUCUUAGCAGCAUUCAUUAAACGAUAGUUGUGUAAAUAUAUUAUCAUUGUCUUUCAAUAAAUUGUAUACUUGUUAAUACCGUGUUACAUUAUAAUGUCUUGUUAUGCAGGUAUUUUACUAAUAAAACACAUUUUGUAACCAUCUUCAA
This is a messenger RNA of Mytilus trossulus (common blue mussel), 4636 nucleotides long. RefSeq names its product protein artichoke-like. Gene Ontology annotation, cellular component: extracellular matrix. The record is from RefSeq and is a predicted model, not a curated record. Gene Ontology annotation, molecular function: protein binding. The transcript is spliced from 4 exons. Lineage: Eukaryota; Metazoa; Mollusca; Bivalvia; Mytilida; Mytilidae. The coding region runs from base 217 to 3147 and encodes 976 amino acids.